AUGACAAUAGAUUCAACAUUAUCAUCAACUACAAAUCCAAAACCAAUCAUUGCUCUUGAUUGUGAUGGAGUUCUUCUAGAUUAUCAUGCAACUUUUGCACAAAUUUAUGAGCAAACGUUUGGGAAAAAAUUAACAAUUGUUUCACCAAAUGCUCAUUAUGCUGAAAGAAAAUAUAAUGUCAAUUUUAAUGAUGAAGAAAAAGAAGAAUUUAAACAAGUAUGGAAUGAAUAUGGUUGGAGAAGUAUGCCAAUGCAUGAUGGAGCAUUAGAAGCAUGUCUUUUAUUACAUGAAGCUGGCUAUGAACUAAUUUGUGUUACAGCAAUGUCUUCCGAUUUUAUUGAACAUCGAUUAGAAAAUUUUCGUUUACAUGGAUUUCCCAUUGAUAAAAUCAUUAGUUCUGGUUAUGAUAAAGACAACUUUAAUAAUAAUCCAAAAAGAAAAACUAUUGAAGAUUUAAAUCCAGUUGUAUUUGUGGAUGAUUUAAGAAGAAAUUUUAAUAAUAUUCAAUGUGUUCAUACAAAACUUAUUUUUAUUGAUCAUGAACGUGAAGAUGAUCCAAAUGAACAUGAUAAUAUUUAUUAUGAUGCCAAAUAUGGAAGUCUUUUAGAAUUUGUUACAGAUUUUCUAAAAACAAAACAACAUGGAGAAGAUAUAAACUGGUCACAAAGACCAUGUCAUCUUAUUCCUUUUAGUUAA
Messenger RNA from Adineta steineri, 696 nucleotides. The record is from the annotation of a GenBank genome assembly. NCBI's taxonomy places the organism in Eukaryota, Metazoa, Rotifera, Eurotatoria, Adinetida, Adinetidae.